AUGAAAUACUUUGGGUGGGAAACUGUAUCACUGCUUGGACAUUCUUUUGGAGCAGCUGAAGGAUUCAUCUUUGCAUCUGCAUUUCCUGACAAGGUCGACUCUCAUAUAGCCUUAGAUGCUUUGAAGCCAUGGUCACUUGACAUGAGCACUGAACCUAAAAAAUUUGCCAAGAAUUUGGACAAAUUCUUAGAUACAGUUUCUCUUAAUGAUGCGGAGACUCCUUCCUACACAUAUGAAGAAAUGAUUGAAAGGCUGCAUGAAGGAAUGAUUACAAAAUCUGUGACAAAAGAAUCAUGUGAAGUGUUACUGAAGCGAGGAAUAAUUCCCGCUUCUGAAGGAAAAUACUAUUUCAGAAGAGAUAAAAGACUUAAGAUAGGUAGAUUUCUAGGAUGGACACAUCAUCAGUUAAUGGAGAUGACUGCAUCAAUUAAGUGUCGUGUCCUUUUUAUCAAAGCCAUGCCUGGAUUAAAACUAGAACCAGAAAAUAUCAUUGAGGAAACUCUAAACAUGUUGAAGAAAUCGUCAAAAGAAUUUGUUUAUAAAACUGUAGAAGGAACCCAUCAUGUUCAUCUGAAUAAUCCCGAAAGGGUAGCGCCAAUUAUAAAUGAGUUUUUGGCACCAAAAUGA
Messenger RNA from Schistocerca americana (American grasshopper), 627 nucleotides. Its product is annotated as probable serine hydrolase. Bases 1 to 627 code for a protein of 208 amino acids. The transcript has a single exon. NCBI's taxonomy places the organism in Eukaryota, Metazoa, Arthropoda, Insecta, Orthoptera, Acrididae. The record is from RefSeq and is a predicted model, not a curated record.